Caenorhabditis sp. 36 PRJEB53466 is the source of this 1371-nucleotide messenger RNA. The record is from the annotation of a GenBank genome assembly. Lineage: Eukaryota; Metazoa; Nematoda; Chromadorea; Rhabditida; Rhabditidae.
AUGCACGCUUUUUUGCAUCCAGACACUUUGCCAUCGGUGGUAGACGUUUCGCAACCAAGAAACUCGGUUGCAAAGUGUCCGGUUUGGUUGCAAAACGUCCAAUUUCAGAUGUACACCUUUUUCUGGACAAUGUUAUGCGUGAACCUCGUGAAUCUGCUGCUCACUUCGCUGCUGGUCCGCCAAAAUUCGCGACUCAAAAGGUAAUUUUGCGCAUGGCCUAGAAAAAACCUAGGCCACACACACUUUCAGAGAAGGCCACGUGAGUCUGGGCACGAAAUAUCAGCUGGAAGAGGUGUACUUGUCGACGAAAUUCGCCGCAUCCGUCAUUUUUGUGCACGUCUUCUGCUUCGCCUUCUACAUUUCGUGCAUCAUGUCGGCCAGAUACCUCGGCGACCGAGUUAUUGAGGAUCCGAUCGAUUUGACAGCCGUCAAAGGCGCCAUUACUACGGUACGGUCGUAGGAUUACGGUAGCUGAUCCAGGAUGCACGAUAUCUCGGUUGUUUGUGGAGAUAUCAAAAAGUGGUCAACUGAUGAAAUGUGUAGAAUUUAUUGCUGAAUAAUUCAUUAGUUGACCACUUUUUGAUAUCUCUACCGGCAGUUGAGAUAUAAGGCAAAACGAGACGUCAUGCACACAUUCGUAGAAAAUGUCAAACUUUGAACGAAUAUUGUAGAGUUUAGAGUUAGUUGUAGAAAAAAGUGGUUUUACGGUAGUAUGUGUGUGUGUGUGUGAACACUCUGACGACAAAUUGCACAAAAUCGAACGUACCGUACUCGGCGACCAGUUUCAAAUCGGAUUACAAUCCACGAUCACCGAUCCGUUCACUUUUUUCACCGACUCGCCCACAUUCAUCACUUUUCCGUGAUCUUCACACGAAAUUGGCUCCAAAACGAGUGCCACCUCGUUUUUUACGCAUUUAUACGUGAAAAAACCGUCGGUUACGGUCUCGUUGGGAGUGCAUUCUGGAAAAAAAGCGGUACGUACAUUCAAAACGAUGUAUCUCGGUUGUUUGCGGAGAUAUCAAAAAGUAGUCAACUAAUAAAAUGUGUAGAAUUUAUUGCUGAAUAAUUCAUUAGUUGACACCUUUUUGAUAUCUUUACAACUAGCGAAGAUAUAACGUCCUAAACAAGCGGUACCGGACACUUUGCAACUAGCUGCUUGUGUCCUAGUUGCGAAACGUCUUUUUGUAGAUGGUCGGUACGUACAAUUUCAUAAUUGGGACCGUUGCCGUGUACUUGUACAAAAGGAUUCGAACGAAGAAAAGUGUGCGAAUAGCCGGAACGAUCCAGAUGAAAUCGACGGGAAACGCGGGCGCGCACAACUACGAUCACGCCAUUUUCAGCAUUUGGAACAGCGUCAACUCGACUCUCUGA